This is a messenger RNA of Plenodomus lingam JN3, 945 nucleotides long. RefSeq lists its product as uncharacterized. Gene Ontology annotation, molecular function: aldose reductase (NADPH) activity. The record is from RefSeq and is a predicted model, not a curated record. Lineage: Eukaryota; Fungi; Ascomycota; Dothideomycetes; Pleosporales; Leptosphaeriaceae. Gene Ontology annotation, cellular component: cytosol.
AUGAACACUGCACUCCCCCUCAACACUGGCGCCUCUAUCCCCGCUCUUGGCCUGGGAACAUGGCAGUCUGCGCCUGGUGAGGUGAAAAAGGCCGUUGUCCACGCCAUCGAGGCUGGCUACAGACACAUUGACUGCGCCUACUGCUACCAAAACGAGGACGAGGUCGGCGAGGCCCUGCAAGAUGUCAUCUCCAGGGGUAUCGUCAAGCGCGAGGAUCUCUUCAUCACCAGCAAGCUGUGGUGCACCUUCCACACUCGUGCCGAGGAGGGUCUGCUGAAGAGCCUGGAACUACUCAAGACCCCUUAUGUGGACUUGUACCUGAUGCACUGGCCCGUCCCCAUGAACCCCAAGGGAAACCACCCCCUCUUCCCCAAGCACGAAGACGGCUCCCGUGACAUCGACACAUCCAUCACCCACAUCGACACCUGGAAGAAUCUUGAGUCGCUCAUUAAAUCGCACCCGGACAAGGUAAAAGCCAUUGGCGUAGCCAACUACUCUGUAAAGUACAUGGAGAAGCUCCUCGCAAAAGCCACCAUCGUGCCCGCCGUCAACCAGAUUGAAAACCACCCGCUGCUGCCCCAGCAGGAGGUCGUCGACUUCUGCAAGGAAAAGGGCAUCCACAUCACUGCCUACAGUCCGCUGGGCAGCACAGGAAGCCCGCUGUUCAAGGACGAAGUGGUGAAUGAGGUGGCCAAGAAGCACAAUGUUGGACCGGCCGUUGUGCUGUUGAGCUAUCACCUUGCCCGCAAGUCCUCGGUCCUAGCCAAAUCUGUCACGCCCUCGCGCAUUGACGAGAACCGCAAGCUGAUUACGCUUGAAGGCGAGGACAUGCAGAAGUUGGAGAACAUCCACAAGGUCAAGGGUGUCACGCGUUAUGUGUACCCGCCAUUUGGCGUCAACGCUGGAUUCCCGGAUAAGCCAGAGGGCAUGGAUCUGAGCGGUUGA